Molecule: messenger RNA, 1000 nt
Organism: Drosophila innubila
Lineage: Eukaryota; Metazoa; Arthropoda; Insecta; Diptera; Drosophilidae
Exons: 1
Coding region: 1-840 (279 amino acids)
Source: RefSeq, a predicted model, not a curated record
AUGGUUGGGCUUUGUUUGCUAUUGUUGGCAUUGCUGUUGGCCAAGUCACAGGCUGUUGGCUUUAAUUAUAAUCUACCCAAAGCCGUGUUGGAGCAGUUGAGCGGUUCGAGUAUUCAAUUCGAUGCUUGGACGCGGGAUUUAGGUAAGAAUCUCAAUACGGAGCAACAACAGCGAUUGGCUUGGAAUGUGCGAUUUCUGGAGAUGCCCAGAAGUGCAUCAGAAUUGAGGCAAUUGCAGCAACAAUUGAGUCCCAGCAAUGUUAACCAAAAUCCGCUCAAGCUCUGGCUUUGGAUAAGUUUCUACUGGCAACUGCGGCGUUCACAUCGACUGGACAAGGACAACAUGUUGCUGCCACACUUUGUGUUGACCCUGCGACAGCUGCAACAGCAGACACAAUUCGAGAACGAUCAACUGCAGAAUAUGUUGCAGAGUUUGCCGCGAUUUCUCAUCGACUUGGUGACAAGUCGUUGGUUAUGCCUAAAACAUGACAGAGAUCAAGUUUAUCUAUUGCCGGGAGGUGCAUUGCAACUGGGCGCCAAUAGCAACUGCAGCAUGUGGCAAGUGCAACGGGUUGAGGAACCUAAGUACUUUCUACGUCUGCAGAAUGCAUGCGAGGAGCAUUCAACUUGGUUCGUCAACAUGUUGCACACAGACACACACUUUCAGACAUACAUGUUGCUGGAUGCAAACAGCGACAAUGUCAACAUUGUGUGCCUGCAACAUGGAAACGUUCACCUGGAGCAGGCAAGGGGAUGGAACAAGGAUUGCCAAUGGCAGCUCAAUGAUUGCACACAAUUGCCAACAUUUCUCAAUAAAAACAAAAGGAAUCGAAAUACUUAAAAAGUGGGACUUUAAAAAAACGUAAAAUUUCAGAAUGAAUUUGUUUUUUAUAGGCUUAAACUUGAGCAAUUGCACCCAAUAAAACAGGGAAAUUAAAUGAAUAAAUCUAUAAAAAUGCAAAGAUCGUUCAAUAUAACCGAUAAUUUGUAAUAAUAUAAUA